AGCAAAAAAAUAGACAUUGUUAAAAAAGACAACUUCUUUAAUGAAGAGGUGACAGUGGAGGAACGGGAAAUUAUAGCUCAGCGUGUGGCACUUCAGCAAAGACAAUUUGCAGCUUAUGAAAGACGUGAGAAUAUCAGAAAAUCUGCCAAGAUCAGAAAAAUGUUUGAUUACGUAUGUGACGAAGAGAUUUUAGAGUGUCUCAAAGACUGCAAUGGAGACGAAGAUGAGGUUAUUUAUCGUCUAACAAAACCGGCGUAUUUGUGUGACAUUCGUAAAGCUAUUUCAUUGAAAUACGCCAAAGAAGAAGAAAGUUAUGCACCUUUGAUGACUUCUGAACAGCGGACCGCUUACGAACAGCUCUUAAAAAAGAGAUCAGUUACUUUAAAGAAAACAACCAAUGAUCAAGCCAAAAAACAAUAUCGUAUGUGUGGCAGAUUAGGUCUAGAUGAGGCUUUGGAGCAAUUCCAAAAUAAUCAAAUUGAUCCUGAAAAGGCCUUUGAAGGAUGGUCACAGGCCCGUAUUAAGGCUUACCAAAUGAUUGAUCAAAAUCCUAACAGUUACUAUUAUCGAUUCAAUGCGCCUGGUGAAGUACAACGUAAAGGACAGUGGGACGAGCCUGAGAAAAAAAUGUUCUUUGACAGAUUAGCUGAUGUCGGUGCAAAUGGUCAAUGGGGAUUAUUUUCUAUGACUAUUCCUGGAAGAGUUGGCUACCAGUGUUCCAACUUUUAUAGACUUUUAGUCGAGACACAAACCAUCAAUGAUCCUAAUUAUGUGCUUGAUGAGCGUGGUAAAGCGCAUUACUUGUUUGAUAAAAAAAGCGCUGAUGGACAAAUCAAAAAAACGUUUCGUACCCAUUCCAAACACGCUUCCAACUCAGAUCCUGCGGACGAGAGCGGACCUUCCACAGCCUCACCACGCAAAGGACGACGACAACCCGCCAAAGCAGGUACACGAAAACGUCGAUCACGUUUCGCAGACAGUGAUAGUGACGAGGACUCCAACUUGUUUGAUGAUGAUUUCUCUGGAAACUAUUCAACACGAGCUGCUCGAGAUGAAGAAGAUGAAAAUGGUCAAAGAAAGAGCAAACGAGCACGAAGACCGACGGCAGCGGCCAUUGAGUCUGGAUUGGCUACAAGUGGAUCAUGGCACAAUGAAACGGAAGAGACAGAUCCGAUGUGUCCUUUACCUGGCUUUGUAGACCCAAUCACAUUAGAGCAGGUGAUCAAACCCGCCAUUUCAAAAUAUGGACAUGUGAUGGGAUAUGACAGCUGGACUCGAUGUCUAACAAAUUGGGAAGGAAAAAGAAAUAUCUGUCCGCUGACUAAAAAGGCUCUUACAAAACGGGAUUUAGUCAUACUAACAUUUGAUAAUCUCGACGAAUACAAGUAA
Molecule: messenger RNA, 1389 nt
Organism: Mucor mucedo
Lineage: Eukaryota; Fungi; Mucoromycota; Mucoromycetes; Mucorales; Mucoraceae
Exons: 7
Source: RefSeq, a predicted model, not a curated record